Molecule: messenger RNA, 390 nt
Organism: Gracilinanus agilis (Agile Gracile Mouse Opossum)
Lineage: Eukaryota; Metazoa; Chordata; Mammalia; Didelphimorphia; Didelphidae
Product: eukaryotic translation initiation factor 1A, Y-chromosomal-like
Exons: 2
Coding region: 1-390 (129 amino acids)
Biological process (GO): translational initiation
Cellular component (GO): cytoplasm
Molecular function (GO): translation initiation factor activity; RNA binding
Source: RefSeq, a predicted model, not a curated record
AUGCCCAAAAAUAAAGGAAAGGGAGGUAAAAAUAAACGCAGAGGAAAGAAUGAAAAUGAAUCUGAAAAAAGAGAGUUAGUGUUCAAAGAAGAUGGACAGGAAUAUGCCCAGGUGAUCAAAAUGUUGGGAAAUGCACGAUUAGAAGCCCUGUGUUUUGAUGGUGUGAAGAGGUUAUGUCAUAUCAGAGGGAAAUUAAGAAAAAAGGAUAGCAAAGCUGAUGUUAUACUAAAAUACAAUGCAGAUGAAGCAAGAAGUUUAAAGGCAUAUGGGGAACUUCCAGAGCAUGCCAAAAUCAACGAAGCAGACACAUUUGGUACUAGGGAUGAUGAUGAAAUCCUGUUUGAUGAUAUCGGGGACGACGAUGAUGAUGAAGACUUUGAAAAUAUCUAA